AUGACGGAAUUCCUGGAGAAGGAAGUAUUUUUGAAAUUCUCACGCCCGCGGAUAGUACUCUCCGACAACGGGAAGCAAUUCGAGUCAAUGGCAUUUAAAUCGUUGCUGUCACGACACAACAUCGCCCACAUGAAAACGGCGUUCUACUGUCCAAUGGUCAACAACACGGAAAGGGUCAACAGAGUCCUAGUAACAUGUAUUCGUUCCCUGUUAAAUGGAGAUCACCGAGAAUGGGACGAGCAGCUCCCAGCAAUCACUGCGGCCAUCAACAGUGCUAAACAUGAGGCGACCGGUGUAAGUCCACACGCUGCAAAUUUCGGCAGAGACCUGAUUCUCCACACGGAUCUGUACAAACAACAAGAACUAAACAGUCACGAUGACCCGAAGGUGGCACAGGACAUGCGGUUAUCAAAGAUCAGGCGAAUUCAGCAGUUCGUUGUACAACGCAUACAAAACAACCACGAAAAGGCGAAACAGUGUUACAACUUCCGUAAGCGAACAGUAUCAUUCAAGGUGGGGGACCUGGUGUGGCGAAGAACAUUCGGCCUGUCCUCAAAGGCGGACCAUGUCAACCAAAAACUGGAUCCGAAGUUCACACCGGCCAUCAUAAAGGAAACCCUCGGUGCCAACCUAUAUUUGCUGGAGGAUGUGCCAACAGGAAGGAAGGGCAGAUACCAUGCGAAGGACAUCAAGGCAGAUUAG
This is a messenger RNA of Topomyia yanbarensis, 702 nucleotides long. RefSeq lists its product as uncharacterized. The record is from RefSeq and is a predicted model, not a curated record. Gene Ontology annotation, biological process: DNA integration. The coding region runs from base 1 to 702 and encodes 233 amino acids. Gene Ontology annotation, molecular function: nucleic acid binding. NCBI's taxonomy places the organism in Eukaryota, Metazoa, Arthropoda, Insecta, Diptera, Culicidae. The transcript has a single exon.